This is a messenger RNA of Nerophis lumbriciformis (worm pipefish), 780 nucleotides long. The record is from RefSeq and is a predicted model, not a curated record. NCBI's taxonomy places the organism in Eukaryota, Metazoa, Chordata, Actinopteri, Syngnathiformes, Syngnathidae.
AUGGCUGCGUCCUCCUCAGCAGGACUCAUCUUGAGUCUUUGCAAAAAGUUGCAGAAUAUUUGUCGAAUAUCUUCGCAGUUAAAUAUUCAACGGUGUGCUACUAGUGUGACACAUACCAGCCCUUAUCUUUGGAGGAAAAACUCACUGCUUGUUACCCAGUGCGAGUACAGUCGUAACAUAUCUCUGGUUCAGUGGAGCGCCUUGCACACAAGUGUCCACAAAAGGGGCCUGGAUGAGUUCUUUGACUUCCCAGAGAACUGGGGAGAGAGCACUGUGAAAUCAGGUGCACCAUGGACUGGCAAACAACUGAGAACGAAGAGCAAUGAGGAUUUGCACAAACUCUGGUAUGUGCUACUGAAAGAAAGAAACAUGCUGCUCACUCUGGAGCAGGAAGCAAAAAGGCAAAGAGUUCAGAUGCCGAGCCCAGAGAGGCUACGCAAGGUUCAGCGAUCAAUGACUAGGCUGGACACGAUUGUGGCAGAGAGAGAGAAUUCGCUGCGUUUGCUCCAAACAGGCCAGGAGAAGGGAAGACCAGGGGCCUGGAGGAGGAACGUGUUUGGUUAUGCUUAUUGGUAUCGAUUCAAAGAGUAUGCCAUUCCCUGGUAUAUGAAUAAACACUACAAGCGAAAGAAGUUUUACACGCCCGCAUUUGUUGAACCGCACAUCAGGUUGCGCAUUGAGAAGUUCAUUCGGGCUAAAUACCGGAAAGCAAACAUGGAGAGGAAAAAGCUGGCUGUACUUAAAGAAAAGUUCCCCCAGAUGAAGGUUCCUGCUACAUAA